AUGGUUGGAUUUGGUAGUCUAAGCCAACAGCAGCAGCAGCAGCAGCAGCAGCAGUGCAGUGGCACUCCGGCAGUUCCGUCUGACACAUCACUGUGUUCCAACAACAAGAAGUCAAACUUUAUCAAACUGUUUGGAUGUAGCGUUCUUCUUAAAGUUAAGUGGUCAGGGUCGGUACAGAUGAUGGAGCUUCAGACUGAGAAGAGAUUCCACAGUUUGACGCUUGAACAAGUCCAAGCUCUGGACAAAGUCUUGACCGAGGUAAUCCCGAUCCAUGGGCGAGGAAAUUUCCCCACACUGCAGGUGAGAGCAAAAGAUAUCAUUCGAGUGGUGAAAGACCGGCUGCUGGAAAGAGACAUCCAGGUGAAAGAUAUACGUCUCAACGGAGCCACUGCCAGCCAUGUCCUGGUGAGUAACAGCGGUCUGGAAUACAGAGACUUAGACAUCAUAUUUGGAGUGGAGCUGCCCAGGCAGGAGGACUUCCAGGUAAUAAAGGACGUGGUGCUGGGCAGCCUUCGAGACCUCCUUCCUUGUGGAGUAAACAGACGGAAAAUUACUUGCCUGACAAUGAAGGAAGCCUACGUGCAAAAAAUGGUUAAAGUUUUCAAUGAGCAUGACAGGUGGAGCCUUAUCUCGCUGUCGAACAACAGAGCUAAGACUGUUGGACUCAGGUUUGUCAGUUCCCUUCGCAGACAGUUUGAGUUCAGCGUAGACUCCUUCCAGAUAAUAUUAGAUCGCAUGUUAGAGUCCUACUGGGAGACAGAAAGGAAACAAGGAGGAAAGUUGGCAUCGAAAGCUGGGAAUUUGUCUAAAAGAGAAGAGGACGAAAACAAAGAGCAACAACAAGCUGUCAUUCUUCCAUAUGUUAAAGAUAAUGAAAAAGAAUCAGCAAUGACAACCAGCGGAGCGAGUCCUUGUUCAGAGGAAACAGUUGAUGUGUUCAGUAAAGAGCUUGCAGCUGCAAAGACAAACCAUGAUGAAAAUCACGAGGCGCAGCAAGCGUUAGAACCUGAGAGCAGCGACACACAGCAGGAAGAAGUGGAAGUGGAUGUUGUGUUUGAGCUGUGUGAUGGAACUGGGGAAGAGAAAGGACAGUUUCACAGUGAUUAUCCUUUGCUCCACAAGCCCAAUGUGAGGAAACGUCUCAGUUCAAAGUGGACCCGGUGA
Solea senegalensis (Senegalese sole) is the source of this 1164-nucleotide messenger RNA. RefSeq lists its product as uncharacterized. Gene Ontology annotation, biological process: mRNA stabilization. Bases 1 to 1164 code for a protein of 387 amino acids. The transcript has 4 exons. Gene Ontology annotation, molecular function: poly(A) RNA polymerase activity; RNA binding. NCBI's taxonomy places the organism in Eukaryota, Metazoa, Chordata, Actinopteri, Pleuronectiformes, Soleidae. The record is from RefSeq and is a predicted model, not a curated record.